GAGGGAUUUAUGGACACAUUCAUCAGGCUCUGUUUUACAGGAAGGUUGAGAUGACAUUGAUGUCUCUUCAUUCUGUCAUGUACUCAUUUUGACUUCAUGUAUGUAGACAGUAUGCAAACAGUGUUGUGUGGUUUAUGUGAAAGAUUAGCAUUUUUAUUGUUCCAAUUAGCAUCUAUUUAUUCAAGGAAGUCGAGGGUCUCUGUCGCUCUAGGGUAUUUACACGUCUCUCUGGCGUUCUAUCUCUGUCUAUCUCUCUCUCUCUCUCUCUCUCUCUCUCUCUCUCUCUCUCUAUAUAUAUAUAUAUAUAUAUAUACAUAUAUGUCUCUCUCUCUUUCUAUCUGUUUCAUUCUAGCCAUGUAUCUGACAAGGUAAAACAUGGACAUGAUUAUGUCAGAAAGCCCUCUAUUUUUAAGCAUUGUUGUUAUUGUCUGUGUGUGUGCGUUGUGAAAGGGUGUGUGCCUGCAUGCGUAUGUGGGUGCGUGCAAGCAUGUGUGUGUAUAAAUGUGUGCAUGCAUGUGUGUGUGUGUGUGGUCUUUUUGCAUGUGUGUGUUGUGUGUGUGUGUGUGGUCUUUUUGCAUGUGUGUGUGUGUGUGUCUGUGUGUGGUAUUUGUGUGUGUGUGUGUAUGUAUAUAAAAUCUGUUUUGUUAAAGGAAAGGGAAUAGGAGUGAUCAUACGUUCAUCCAGGGAACCAUUCCCAAAGGCUACGGUGUUUGUUAUGCCGAUGAAUGCGGAGAAAACUCUCCUUGGGCUGUCAGUGGUGGAGUGUGCAGCAUAUCUAAAUGGCCUACUUGACCCAUGCUAAAACACAGUCUUUGACGACAUCAUAACCAACACACCAUUUAGAGGAAAGAAAUAGUUAGAGAUCUUCCUCUUUAAGGCAGAAGAUAUUGCUCAGAGAGUUGUCCAGAGAGAAGGCAGGCGAUAGAGCGGAAAUGAAGAUGAAAAUAAUAGAUGAACUUCAUAACAACUACAGGUUUAGUCCAGCAAUGAAACAGGGAGGAUUCCAUGAUCAGCUGUAUGCAACAGUCUGUACCCCACUAAUUAUCCCAAUAGCACGUGCCCUCUCCAACAACGACAGAGGAGCAUUUUCCCAAGAAACAGCAUUGACCGCCUUCCUUGGCUAAUUUAAUUCACACUCUGACUGUGAUGAGACCUAAGCAAGUCUUCCAUCGUUGGAUGUGUAGAUCAUUCAUCAUACUAUCCCUGAAACAAAAAUUCUGCAGUUAUCAUAUUCCUGUUCAUUACAUGACUGCAUGGUCCUCUUAAUUAACUUUUUUUUUGUCAAUCUAACGCAAUCAAAAUGUUCUCUUUUUUUUCCCUACACACAAUCUUUCCAUUUUAUUAAUAGCCAUGGAUUUUUUUAGGUAUGAUUACUGGAAUAGCUUUUACAAUCUGUUAAUUAUUAUUCAAUAGUUUGCUCAUCCCAUCCAGGGUAGAUGGUGUCGAACCAGGCAUCAUGCAGUAUAGAUCUAAUCUGGGGUUCAAAUGAUUGUUUUUGUGAUCUGACUAGGGAUGACCAGGUAGCAGUUACCAUGGUAAACACCCACUCUUCAUUUAUCAAGCACAAGACCAAGAUAGGCAGAGAUAUUUUCUGACUUCCUUCCUUCUCUCCAGCCACAUCUCACUCACCCUCUCCCACUCACAUGCUCAUUUUCUCCUUAUAUACAGUAUCCUCAUACUCAAAGGACUAUGGUUAUAUUCAAAAGGGAAAUGGAUAAAAGACAGAAUAGCAUAUUUUGUUUUAUUUCUGUAACCAAGAUGAACACCCCACUGUGCUGUCACUCACACAACUUGUUUAUUCUAUCUUCUCGUCCCCUUAGGUAACAUCCAGAUGAAGGAAUUGUGAAACUCUGUUCUCUAAAGAGGACUCAUCUCUGCUCAGCCAAACAGCCUGUGAUCUACCUGGUGUCUCAGGCCUGUCUCUGAUGUCAUGGAGAACAGGGCCCUGAUGUGUACCAGUCAGGCCUGGAAGGGGCCCAAAGGGUCCACCUUCUCCCCCAACUGGGACAACACAUCCUACCAACCAAACAUCAUGAUGUCCCCUUGUCCUGACGUGGUGAAGUCCCCAUGCCAGCAUGCUGCCAAGAUAUGCCACCCCCCAGAAUCCUCUGUGACCUCCCAGAUCCAGCAGGUUGGCCCCUAUGCCUCCACUGGAUUGUCUGCCAUGGCUAACACUGCCAGUAGAAGGGGUGAAAGGGAGUGUUAUAUAGUUAACCCCAUUCAAAAUGAGGAGACGGUCCUGCCAGUACACAACCCUGAGUUUCGCGGUCGCUCCUUCUCUGCAGCCACUGCCCCAAACUCAAUUACUUCCAGAAGCAGAUGUGACAGCUACGUCCACCUAUGCCCUGACAACAGCGCAGAGGACAUUAGUAGAGGCGACAGCUCCCCGUUGAGCCCAGACGUCUCCCCUGAUCACGGUGGUCCACGGUCGCGGUCCCACAGCAUCAUCCUGAGGAAGACGAGGAGGAGGCCGGCGCCGCCAACCCGUAGCGUGUCCCUGAGGAGAGACUCCGCCUCCCAGCUCAGAGACAACAGGACCAAGAGCCUCUACAUGGACAGAGACACAGCUACCCAAGACUCCUUCUUGCCUGACCUCAUCCUCAUCUCCACACCCAGGACAGAGGAGGUACUGUGCCUGGAGCAGUCCCCUGCUCAGCCUGUACAGGCUCUGGUUGGGCCACCAGUCAACAAUAAUGGGCAGCUACGUGAAGUAAGAUCAACUGACCCCUGCUCUUCCAUGUCAAGCUCAGGUCCUGCUAUGGGUAUUACUGGAAAUGAGGACAAAAAGCCCCCAGCUGGUCAGAAUCGGUCAGACCCUCUCCCCCCUUGCGACACCCUCCAACUCUAACUUGUAAACAGUCCACCUUCCUACCACCUGCCCCAGUCUCCCCCUCCAAUGGCAAGUCCAGAUCUCAGUGUGAGACUUCCCCCCCUCCUAUCCUCACGUCUGCCAUCACUGGACCCUCCCCCCUGGGCUGCAGGAUGCGCCCCAAGUCCUCCACCUCACCCACCUCCCCCAGAGCCAGCAACAGCAGGCUACGGCUGUCCCUGGAGUUGCCAGGCAUUGUCCCUCUCCCAGACCCGACGUUGGUCAAAUCUAAAGCCACACGGCGUCACUCCGAGUCCUCUGGCACUACCAAACCCAGACAGAGGCUGAGCUCCAGCAUGAUGGUGAUGCCUGUGGUGACCCAGGAGGAUCUCAGCAAUGUUCGUUUACGUUCCGUCAGCAGCUCAGAUUCAGACAAAGGCUUGGAGGGCUCACCUGAAGUCAUCAGGGAGGAGGAGCAGGAACAGGAGCUGGAGCUGGAGAGCUGUCCAUUGGUCCACCACAGUCCUAAAGCUAAACCACCUGUUGCUACUAAGCCACCCGCACACAAAUGGCCACCGAUACAUAUGGUAAAGUCCUCCUCAAUCUCUACACAGUUCUCAGAGACCCUUCCUGCCUCACCAAGAGAGAGGCAAGGGGACAUGUUUAUGGUGGAAAGAAGAGUGAAGCCUAAGAGGUCACAUCAGCCUCCUCGUGUUGCCAGUGAUGGGGUUAUGUUUCAGAGGCAGCAAGCUGUAGACAGGCAGCAGUAUGAUGUGACUGACUCACACCCACCACCUGCCUCCUGCCAUUCAGAGACCAGGAACGUGAGAAGGACCUCUCUCACCAGCACCACAUCUCUUCAAGCUGAACUAGAUAGGAAGAAGAAGUUGGUUCCCCCUCCAGUCGCAAAGAAACCUGAUGUCCUCUUCAUGCCCUCCAUCAGCUCACUGGGACAGGAGAGCACCAGGAGCCAUGUCUGGUCUGGGCUCAGUGGUGCUUACCAGGCUCCUGCCAGUGCAUACCAGCCUCCUACCACUGGUUACCAGGUUACUGCCAGUGGUUACCAGGUUACUGCCAGUGUUUACAGAGACAGAGACUUUACUGGACAAGAUUGCAACCAUAACAGGAUAAGAGAUGGAUUUUUCUUCGAUGAGAACAGUGAAGAGAGGAGGGCAAUGCCUCAGUUGAGAACACUGUGCCUCGGGGAGCAGGAGGAGGAAGAGUUGGACCACAACUCCUCACAGCCAACUACUGAGGACCUAUUCACCAUCAUACACAGGUCAAAGAAGAAACUCCUGGGUCGUAAAGAAACAGCUGACAGCACUGGGAGCAGGCAGGGUUACGGAUCCCCCAUUAAAGGCACCCCGAGGGUCGUCCAGAAGUCAAGCUCCAAAAAUGACAACUUCAUGGCUUUUCUGCAGAGGAGGAGGAGCAAUAAACCCAGCUCUGGGGAGAGACUGUCAGCCUCUGAACUACUGAAGAAUACUAAACCAUUGGCCGGCCAACCGUAGCGCAUCAAACAACUCCAAUGUUUAUGUUUGUCAAUGUGUAACAAACACUAUUCACUCAAUAUGGGGCAUGCGAGUAUUGUGGACAAUCAGGGAGAGAAGGAAAAGGCUAUAGUUUGUAUUGCUUUACGUGCUACAGUACACCGACAGCUUGUUUCUGUGACGGCAAUACAGUGUAUAGAGGUCAUGUCUAACUGGAAAUAUGACAGUGUUGGCCAGCUGUGUUUUGCUUAUGAGCUGAGACAAUCUAUCGUGUCAAUACAUCUUUCUUGCCUUGACUUGUGAUGCCUACAACAUUUGUUUUUGAGCUGCCAACAUUUGUGCUUUCGGUCAUGUAUCGCUCAGAAAUUAAACAGAGCUGCUUGUG
Oncorhynchus nerka (sockeye salmon) is the source of this 4684-nucleotide messenger RNA. RefSeq names its product NHS-like protein 2. Gene Ontology annotation, biological process: cell differentiation. The record is from RefSeq and is a predicted model, not a curated record. NCBI's taxonomy places the organism in Eukaryota, Metazoa, Chordata, Actinopteri, Salmoniformes, Salmonidae. The transcript is spliced from 3 exons. Bases 2983 to 4320 code for a protein of 445 amino acids.